UUUUUAAUGAUCAUGAAACACUAAAAAUCGCCUAUUUAAAUAGGAAACUUUAUAAUUUUAAGUGAUAAAUUGAUAGGAAAAGGAAGACAUUCUGUAAUUUAUGAUUGUAUUAAUGAACUUAAUAAACAAAUUCCCGUUUGUGCUAAAAUAUUUUAUAAUACUAAAGUACCAAGAUCUUUACAAAUAGAAAAACUGAAAAGUAUUAAUAAUCCAAACCUUGUAAAAUAUUAUGAAAUUUUUGAACACAAUAAUCAUUUAAUCAUAAUUAUGGAAAAGUGUGAUUCUAAUUUUAAAACAUAAAUUCAAAAAAAGCCACUAACUGAAUAGGAUACCUAUGAAUUUUUGAGAUAAUUCUUAAAAGGAUAUUAAACAUUAAUUGAUGAUGAUCUCGAUUUAAGAGAACUGAAACCAAUAAAUAUUUUAGUUAAGAAUAAGAUCUAUAAAGUAUAUGUUAUUCUAUUUUGAUAAGUUAACAAAUUAUGGUAUAUCUUAGUUGUACGAAUUAAUAGAUGGUGAAGCCAAAGCAUACUCUGCUCCAGAAGUAUUUUAUGAGAAAAAAUAAACUCGAAUUAAAGAUGUAUUUUCAGUAUUUAUUUAAUAUAAAUUUAUAAGCUUGGUUUAGUAUUGUAUUUUGGUUUUUGCAAUAAAUUGCCUUAUACAUAUAGAACAGCAGGAGAUCAAUUAUAUUUUUUUAGAUAAAUUUAACAAAAUGGGUUUGAAAUGAAAUUAGAAGUAGCAAUAAAUUAUAUUUUAAAUAGAUACCUCUAAAAAUUCAAUAAUUGAUUCAAUUAAUGAUCAUCUAUGAUACUUCAAAUAGAAUAACAUUUGAAGAUAUUAAGUUAAAAUUGGAGAUUGAGAAUUCUAUCAUUUGA
Paramecium sonneborni is the source of this 872-nucleotide messenger RNA. Lineage: Eukaryota; Ciliophora; Oligohymenophorea; Peniculida; Parameciidae. The record is from the annotation of a GenBank genome assembly.